CCAACCCGUGUAGCCCCCCUUCACAACCCACACCCGACAUCGACCACUGCACGGCUGUACCACCGCCACCGGCCCGCAAACCGGACCAGCGCCACCGGAGAGCUGCGCUUCAGCCGCUGACAUGUGCAGGGAGUGACCGCGCGGCGGCCUGAGUACUGCGGGGAAAGCGAGCUCACCUGUCCGCGGCGUCGGCGGAGGAAGACAUGGAAAACAUCGAGGAGCCCUCGCCGCUCCGCAUCACCCCCACCGUCCGAGCGCUGAGCUCUGCGCUGCGGGGAAAGCGUGAGGAUGUCCCCGGCGUGCGAGUCUUCCCCGAGCCGGAGAAGCUGUGGUUCAAGGAGAGCAGCGCUAAAAACCUGCGGAACCGGGACUUCUUAUCGCCCACCACGAUGCUCAACACGCUGUACGCGGACGGACAGGUCCCUCCAGCAGUCAUGUCCAGAGUCCUGUCCCUCCGUGGCAGUGGGGUUCUGCCUGUCGCUGGUGGGGAGGUGAUGGGUGAGGGCCUGCGGGUGCGCGUGGACCGGCCCGCAGCUUUCAGGACCGUGCUUGCCGGCGGAGCUAAGGAGUACCUGAAGCCUUCGAGUCAGAGGCAGGGCUGUGUGGUGAUCAACUGCCCCGCGCUGCACCCCAAACCCACCACACCCUCUCCUGACAUGCUGAGUUUGGGGCAGCUGAGGACUGUACUGUUGGCUGACCACAUGGGGGCGCUGCUGAGAAGACAGGGAUUUGUGGUGUCCUACUGCCCCAUCCUUCCUGAAGACAGCGACAUCAUCUCCUUCCUUCGAGCCCUCGGCAUCGACUGGCCGACAGGUCCGGCAGACCGGACCAGCGAGGAGCGGGAGGAGAAGAUACAGGAGGCGCUCAAGAGCUCGCCGUACAGAGAGAAGGAAACGGAGCGAGGCCGGAGGGCCAGUGGAGGUGGAGGGAGGAAAGCCGAGGAGGGGGAGGACGGAGACCUGCUACGGAUCAAUCUGAAGCGAGUGUUCCAGGAGGAGGGGCUGCUGGGAUACGACCCCAGCCUGGGUACCUGCACAGUUCACAGAGACAGUGUUUCCCACCUGGCGCAGCUGGACCAAUCCACAGCUGAGUGCACAGUCGCCAUGGUAACGGCGUUACAUGUGACUUCCUGUCAGGAUGAGUUUCGCCAGCAGCAGAUCGCGAUGCUGUGGAGAGCCAGCGGAGCGACACACACACAGAGGCAUCUCGUGUGUGGUCCGGUGAAGACUCCCGGCUCGCAGCUCACCGCUGCUCAGUACCUGCAGCUGAGAAGAGGUCAGAUGAAGGAAGCCUCAGAGAUGAAGUAUGGAGAUCAAGUAGAAGGUCAGACGUGGGAGGACAUCAUCAAGGUCAUGACCUCUGCCACGGUUCGAUUUGAGCUGCUGUCUACGGUACACACAAGCCCUGUGACGCUGGACGUCCAGAGAGAGGGAGGCAUUUCCACUAAAGGGCCCAGAGGAGGCGUGUUUGUCAUGUAUAACUGUGCGAGGCUGCACACUCUGUUCGACAGCUACCAGAGAGGGGUGGAGAAGGGUCUGUACCCAGAAAUCCCCGAAGGCUCCCAGCUGGACUUCUCUGCCCUGAAAGAAGAGGGCGAGUGGCUCCUGCUGUUCAAUUACCUCAUCCCGUUCGCCGAGCUGCUGGACCAAUCAGGACAGGCGCUGGACUGCGAGGGGGGAGGAGCCAGAGUGAACAUUAAAACUGAACAGAUCUGUAAAUUCCUGGUGUCUCUCAGUAAAGACUUCAGUUCGUACUACAACAGAGUCCACGUCCUGGGGGAGCCGCUGCCGCAUCUCUUCAACCAGAUGUUCUGUCGCCUGUAUUUGCUGCGAGCCUUGAGAGAGCUUUAUCACAGCGCUCUGGACUCCCUCAACCUUCCCCCCAUCAGACAGCUAUAGCCUCAACACACACACACACACACACACACACACACACACACACACACACGCGCAGUGAUGUGUUAACUGAGUUUCACCCGUUUCGCCAGUGUUACAGCGUUGCAGAGUUCACGUCGUCUCCUCCCUGCUCCCUCGUCGGCGUAGCUGAACGAAUCAUAGCUGUUUGAAUAUUUGUGAAAUGUCGCCCAUCGAUGAUGUUGUGUGAUCACUGUAACCUCCCGAAGGCCGCAGCAUGUCCGCUUUGAUCCGGGCAGGGAGUUUCCCGGAACAUUUGAGCUUUUUCUCGUUGUUGUUGUCGUUCAGGGAGGAUUUGGACCUCUUGGGAAAGAGGCUGGUUAACUCUCUCGUCACUUGCCAAAUAAGAACAUCAAUGCCACCCAGUUCUGAGUUAAUAAGAAGUGGAUUUCUGAUUUUUUUUUUUCUUUUCUUUUUUUUUAACAAGCAGGUUUGAUUCUGUUGGACACAGACUCUGUUAAGCUGAACUUGUCAGCACGCAGCAUUGGGAUUCUGUAAUUUGACACCAGCUUCAUCACCAUGCUGGACGCUGCUGUAUUUAAAGCUGCUUUGAAGCAGGAUCUGGAGCGUUUUCUGUAUUUGACACAUUUAUCCAGCUGAAGUUUCACCAUUCAGGAAGACAAGUCAGUCUGACCUUCAAAUUACCACAAAACAUGCCUUUUCUGUGAAUUACACCAGAUUUUAGAAUUAUAAAUCGAAGGUGGGAUGCCUUUUUCUGGUGAGGAACUACUUUAUUUAUGCAUUUCUGCCAAUUUUACUUGAACUGAAUGCCAAAUUACCCAGACUGGAGCUCCCCCCUUUAACUGCCUUGCCUUAUUUCAGUAUCUCUUCAGCUUUGUCCCAACAGUCUCUAUUUAAAGUAUCUGUGAGCGGAGUUCACUGCCGAGAGAAAGAAAACAGCUUUCCUCCAUUGUUGAAUAUCCCAUUUUAUGUAUGUUAAUAAACAAUAAUAAAAUAACAAAACCUGCUCCUUGCACAAGAUGUCUUACAAACUUCUAACUAUUCACUGCAUGCAAUGUUGUUCGACUCCUGUUAAUGCCUGGAUUAUUUUUUGUUGUUGUUGUUGUUUUAUACUUCGUUUGCUCCAAACUGGAAAAAAAGGGAAGGAGACGUUUACACUAUUCGCAGUACCUGUUGUGUUCACUGCCCUCUGAAACGACCACAGUAUUAAAGCAGGGGAGAUGCAGAAAACGGCGAGUGUGUUUUCUCUGUUGCAACACUUGAUAUAAAAGUUGCAGAACGUCGGCUCCUUUCACUGCUCAGUUUAAAAGGUGUUAUGGUUGAGUGUUUGCAUGUAAAGAAACAGGAUUAAACCAAAAUCUGCAUGUCAGAUUGAAUAUGUCUACAUUUAUACUUGUAAUUUUAGAUAUUACAGCUCUGAUAAUGAUUCUUUUCCUGCAGAAUCAGAAAGAUCAUUAUUGCCAGGUGUAUUCAGCAAACAAUGUAAAG
Salarias fasciatus (jewelled blenny) is the source of this 3362-nucleotide messenger RNA. It is a transcript of the gene dalrd3, whose product is annotated as DALR anticodon binding domain containing 3. The coding region runs from base 204 to 1898 and encodes 564 amino acids. Gene Ontology annotation, biological process: arginyl-tRNA aminoacylation; tRNA C3-cytosine methylation. NCBI's taxonomy places the organism in Eukaryota, Metazoa, Chordata, Actinopteri, Blenniiformes, Blenniidae. The record is from RefSeq and is a predicted model, not a curated record. The transcript is spliced from 13 exons. Gene Ontology annotation, molecular function: ATP binding; arginine-tRNA ligase activity; tRNA binding.